Molecule: messenger RNA, 2678 nt
Organism: Ambispora gerdemannii
Lineage: Eukaryota; Fungi; Glomeromycota; Glomeromycetes; Archaeosporales; Ambisporaceae
Source: the annotation of a GenBank genome assembly
GCUAUCCUCCUUCGCUACGCAAACUAGCAAAUGUUGUUCAAACUCUUGUUGGACUUAUAACACUGCUUAAUGGAUUCUAUAUACUGUUUAUAUUGGCUGAAAAGAAUCGAAUUAAUUCCAAUAUACCAUCGUAUCUUUUAAUUUCGACGAUAUUCCGAUUUGUCGCAUGGAUAAUAGAAUAUUAUGUAGUUGCUUACGAGAGAAAUCAAAAUCAAAGAUGGAGUUAUUUUACGCAAGGAUUCUGGUACUUAGCUUUCAUUUUAACGAACAUUGAACUAUAUAAUCGACUUUCUUAUUUCACAAAACCACGCGAAGAGGAUGGACCGCCCGAAUGGGUUCAAAAUUGGAUAUUAAUGACAGUAUAUAUCUUAAGAUAUACAGCAAUCCUACUGUUAGUCAUCUGUGCUGCAGCAUUAUCGAUUUUAUGGAGACGUUCUUUUGAAGCACAAGGCUAUAAUUCAUUAAAUAAUCAAAGUCAACAUUCCCUGCCCGGAGAAAAUGCAACCAUAAAUGAAGAUGGCACGAGAUCUCCGGACGAUGUAGAAGCAUUACCUACUAAUGGGAAACCUAUUUCGAUGGCUGAUGACCCAAAAUACGCACCACCCACCACGGUUGCAGACUUCAUAUUCAAAAUGAAAAAAAUAGUACCCUUUUUGUGGCCAUCAGAUAACAUUAGGCUACAAAUUUACAUCUUAAUCUGUAUGCUGCUUUUAGUUGCUGGACGGGUUGUCAAUGUUCUGUUGCCCUAUCAAAACAAAAUCUUAAUUGAAAGACUUACCGAAUAUAAAUUUGCCUGGCAAGAAAUUUUAUUUUACGUGUUUCUGAGAUUCUUGCAAGGUGAUGUCGGUCUCUUGAAAAUUGUUCAAAAUAUUCUAUGGAUUCCUAUCGGACAGUUCACAACCAGAGAAGUAUCAGUAAAAAUGUUUGACCAUUUACUCAAUUUAUCGUUGCGAUUUCAUUUGAAUCGAAAGACUGGCGAAAUACUACGUGUUCAAGAUCGCGGAGUUUCUUCGAUCGUAUCCAUUCUUUCUUACUUUCUUUUUAAUAUUGUACCGACCCUCGUCGAUAUUGGUAUUGCAGUUAUAUACUUUACUGUCAGCUUCGAUCUCUACUUUGGAAUGAUUGUAUUCGUGACAAUGUCCAGCUAUAUCAUCGCCACAAUUGCAGUAACUCAAUGGAGAACAAAGUUUAGAAGGGAGGCAAAUUUACUUGAUAAUGCAAUGGAGGCUAAAGCUGUGGACUCAUUAUUAAAUUAUGAGACUGUAAAAUUAUACGCUGCUGAGGCAUUCGAAGUUCAGCAAUAUACGGAUGCCAUUUUAGCCUACCAAAAUGCUGAAAGGAAAUCCACUAUGAGCUUAUAUAUUUUGAAUGGCAUUCAGAACACGAUAAUUCAAAUAGGACUGGUAGCCGGAUGUUUACUUUGUGCCAAAAGAAUUACUAAAGGAGAAAUGACCGUCGGAGAUUUCAUCAUGUAUUUGACAUAUAUACUGCAAUUAUAUGGGCCUUUGAAUUGGUUUGGCACUUAUUAUCGUGUAAUACAAAAAAAUCUCGUCGACAUGGAGAAAAUGCUUGAUCUCUUGCAAGAAGUGCCGGAAGUCAAAGAUUUGCCACAAGCGCCGUCACUAAUCAUGAAAAAAGGCGAAGUAACAUUUCAAAAUGUCUCAUUUCAUUACGAUCCAAGAGUUCCUAUUUUGAAGAACAUUUCAUUUACGAUACCGAGUGGCUCAACUGUUGCCUUGGUUGGUCCAUCGGGUGGUGGAAAAUCUACCAUUUUACGCCUCCUUUUCCGCUUCUAUGAUGUGCAAUCCGGCUCUAUUCUUGUUGAUGGUCAAGAUAUUCGUUAUGUUAAACAACGUGAUCUAAGAGGCAAUAUCGGAGUCGUGCCACAAGAUACUGUUCUAUUCAAUGACACAAUACGAUAUAAUAUUCGUUAUAGCAAGAUUAAUGCGACUGAUAAGCAGGUUGAAGAAGCUGCUACUGCGGCACAAAUCCAUGAAAAAAUAUUAGGAUUUCCCGAAGGAUACGAUACUAAAGUUGGUGAGCGUGGCUUGAGGCUAAGUGGCGGUGAAAAACAGAGAGUGGCUAUUGCCAGAACUUUGUUGAAGAAUCCACAAAUAGUGUUACUUGAUGAAGCAACGUCAGCUCUUGAUACACACACUGAACGUCACAUUCAAAAAGCUCUACGCAAUAUGACAGUUAAUCGAACUACCCUGAUCAUCGCACAUCGAUUAUCAACAAUCGUCCAUGCCGAUCAAAUUCUUGUAAUACAAGGAGGAGAAAUAGUCGAACGGGGUUCACAUCAGGAACUUCUUUCAAUUCAAAAUGGUGUAUAUUACAAAUUAUGGAACAAGCAAUUAAAAAUUCACGAAAAGAUGAAAAGGGAAGCUGAACAGAAACGCGCAGCUCUAGCUGCAGCUGCUUCGGGUGCUUCUACUGAUGGCCUCACUGAUGUUGAUACACUGAUAAUGGAAGAUGAAGGUGAAACAAGCAUAUUUCAUAAUAGCGAAGAGAAUAUGCAUGAAGAUAAUGAUUUGAAUUCUGCUUUACCGGAAAGUGAUCACGCAAAUUAUGCUGAUAAUGGAGAAGAUUACGGCGACGACUGCGAUGAUGAAACAAUAGAAGGAAAAUCUAUUAACCUUAAUAACAAUAAUAAUAGAGAUCAAGAAAACGAAAGUUAA